Messenger RNA from Sardina pilchardus (European sardine), 3168 nucleotides. It is a transcript of the gene ppm1g, whose product is annotated as protein phosphatase, Mg2+/Mn2+ dependent, 1G. Gene Ontology annotation, cellular component: nucleoplasm. Gene Ontology annotation, molecular function: cation binding; protein serine/threonine phosphatase activity. Gene Ontology annotation, biological process: protein dephosphorylation. NCBI's taxonomy places the organism in Eukaryota, Metazoa, Chordata, Actinopteri, Clupeiformes, Clupeidae. The transcript has 10 exons. The coding region runs from base 447 to 2138 and encodes 563 amino acids. The record is from RefSeq and is a predicted model, not a curated record.
GUCUCUCCGGUUCUUUUGAGGGUCUGUUGAUUAUGUUGGCAAUUACACGUGCUGACAUUUUUCUUUAUUUUGAGUAAUAGCCAAAGUUGAUUUUACCUCAAAAAGGGAUUAUUUGGAAGUCCUGUGUGAUUCAGUUGCUACUUGAUCUUCGAUGCGUUCGUUAUUGCUAAUCUUGAAUCCACUGUUUGCAAGAAACUCAAGACUACCUCCACUUGUGUUAGAUAGCUAGCUAGCUAGCGAGCUAGCAAUUACACCGGCUAGCUUCAUAGCUUGUUCAACGGGGCACUCUUCAUUGAAAUGAUUGAAAGUGUUCUUCAACAGGACUAGCUACCUGGCUCACUCUUUCAACCACCUUUAUCAUACAAAAGAGUUCCACGUCUCUUUUGCUUUAACUGAUUCAGAUUACCAUAUUGCUACCCACACAGUUAUAAAGUUACUGUUUCAUCAUGGGGGCUUACUUGUCGCAGCCUAAUACUGUUAAAACAAGUGCCAAUGGAGGAAACGACAGCAUGAGCUACGGAUUUUCAGCCAUGCAAGGAUGGCGCAUUUCUAUGGAGGAUGCCCACAAUUGCAUUCCAGAACUGGAUGAAGAAACCGCAAUGUUUGCGGUCUAUGAUGGACAUGGAGGUGAGGAAGUUGCCUUGUAUUGUUCCAAGUACUUACCAGACAUAAUUAAGGAACAAAAGACAUACAAAGAUGGCAAACUGCAAAAGGCUUUAGAGGAGGCCUAUUUAGCCAUAGAUGGGAGGAUCACAACAGAGGAAGUGAUCAAGGAACUCGUUCAGAUCGCCGGCCGUCCACAGGAAGAAGCAGCCAAUGAAAAGGUGGCAGAUGAGGAUGAUGUGGACAAAGAAGAGGCAGCUCUCCUCCAUGAGGAGGCCACCAUGACCAUCGAGGAGCUGCUCAUCCGCUACGGCCAGGACCUCACCGCCGCCAAGCACGCCAAGAAGUUGGCCAGCGAAGCCGCCAAGGAGUCCGAUGGCACCGAGAAGGGCGUCAACGGGGAAGUGGAGAGCACAGCAGCCGGGGCGGACAGCAACGGGAAGGCCAAGGCAGCGCUCGCAACAGCGGGGGGGUCCAAAAUCCGAGCCUGCAGGAGAGCGGCAGCGGCCGCAGGGGACUCGGGGAGCUCGGGUUCUGGGUCCGGCUCUGGCUCUGGCUCUGGGUCCAGCUCCGGGUCCAGUGGGGAGAAGGCUGGCAAAGAGGAGGGAGGCGCGGGAUCAACAGGGGAUGCUGGUCCUUCCUGCUCUGCCUCGGCUGCUCUGCCACCGGGAAGUACCAAGUCCAAGUUCUUUGAGGACAGCGAGGAGUCAGAAGACGGUGAGGAGGAGGAGGAGGGCAGCGACGAAGAGGAUUGCAGUGAGGAAGAUGAAGGAGAAUACAGCAGUGAAAAUGAUGAAGAUGACGACACAGAGGAACUGGAAGAAGAAGAUUCUGAAGAUGAGGAUGAGGAGAUGUGCUUACCUGGCAUGGAUGGAAAAGAGGAGCCUGGUUCCGACAGUGGUACCACAGCAGUUGUUGCACUUAUCCGUGGGAAGCAGUUAAUUGUGGCCAAUGCAGGAGACUCCCGCUGCGUUGUGUCCGAGAAGGGGAAGGCCAUUGACAUGUCUUAUGACCACAAGCCAGAAGAUGAAGUGGAGCUGGCCAGAAUAAAGAAUGCUGGAGGCAAAGUGACCAUGGAUGGUCGGGUCAAUGGCGGACUCAACCUCUCCAGAGCCAUCGGCGAUCAUUUCUACAAGAGGAACAAGAAUCUUCCUCCUGAAGAGCAGAUGAUCUCAGCCCUGCCAGACGUGAAGGUUCUAACUCUCAACGAGGAGCAUGACUUCAUGGUGCUCGCAUGUGACGGAAUCUGGAAUGUCAUGAGCAGCCAGGAGGUGGUGGACUACAUCGGUGAGAGAAUGAAGCCUAAAGACGGCCAACAUCGGGCGCUGACGUCCAUUGUCGAAGAGCUUCUUGACCAUUGCCUGGCUCCAGACACAUCUGGCGAUGGCACCGGCUGCGACAACAUGACCUGUAUGAUCGUCACCUUUGUGCCCUACGCCGGGGGGAACCUGGCAGAAGCCACCAAGAAGAGAAAGCCGGAGGAGACGGAGGCAGACAAGAACGGCAAUGACAACAAGAAGUCCAAGACUGAAUGAAAGAAAUCUCCAAGAGACUGAAUGUCAGAACUCGAGGACAACCUGGGAUGAGAUGUCGUUUAAAACAAAAGACAGUGUCUGACGAGAAGGGAGGUCAUUUUAGUUAACCCCAGACUAAUAACAUUAAAGGUAAACCAGCCAAUUUUUUUUUCUUCUUUUUGUAAAUUUAUUUUAUUUUUUUGCUUAUAUGCCCUGUUUUUGACUUGUUCACAAAUAUAUUUGGAUACGCUAAGCAACCACCUAGCCAAGAUGUGACGAAAACAUGAUUCAAGUAGUUUGUCAAUCCUAGGAAUCUUAAAUGUACUCGUCCGGUAUCUUAUGUCCUUGUUUUAUGUAUAUAGGAUUUUUUCCAGUACCUGUCAUAUAAAGUUUAUUCGCCUUUUAUUGUGGAUCAAUGUGAGUUUUGGUGUCUAAUCACCAGUGUAUUAUGUUCAGAUGAGUUUUUUUAAAUAAUGUCACAAAUGAGAUUUUGUUGACUUGUUUUACCAAGUUGGAUCUUUUACUGCAGGUAUUUUGACUUCACCCCAUCCCCCUUUUUCCAUUAACAAAACAAAGGGAUUCCGGAGUUCCAUUAGUGAGGCGUUUUACCCCAACAUUCCUGUGCUUUUGGUUGUCGACCCAUGACCCUUGUCACCUGGGUUGUUCAAAUUUCAUUUUUGCGUUAUGCACUAAAUGUAACACACAGCACCCAGCAGUAGCUAUAAUUCAGACCGUAGAGGCAGAGUUGGUGAAAUACCCGUCAAAUCCAGGGACAUCAGCUGAUUCUGUUUAGGGGGUAAGGCCGCAAUGGUUAAAAAGAGAAAAAAAAGCCCAUCACAGGGAAAGCAGCUUUAGGCAUUGCUCCUGUUCAUCGUCUUCUCCUGUUCUCCCCACAUCCACAUUUCAGUAAGGUUUAUAUACAAGGUAUUUUGGAAUAUAUAUUUUGGUACUUUUUCAGCAUCGUUGUGAGUUGCAUAGGAGAAAAUAAAAACACCUGCUCAAACCGAGACCUUAUUGUUUUCCCUGAAUCAAUAAACCAAUGUUGACAAAA